Phycodurus eques (leafy seadragon) is the source of this 2145-nucleotide messenger RNA. RefSeq names its product carotenoid-cleaving dioxygenase, mitochondrial-like. The record is from RefSeq and is a predicted model, not a curated record. Bases 38 to 1807 code for a protein of 589 amino acids. NCBI's taxonomy places the organism in Eukaryota, Metazoa, Chordata, Actinopteri, Syngnathiformes, Syngnathidae. Gene Ontology annotation, cellular component: mitochondrion. Gene Ontology annotation, molecular function: beta-carotene 15,15'-dioxygenase activity; carotenoid dioxygenase activity. The transcript is spliced from 11 exons. Gene Ontology annotation, biological process: retinal metabolic process; carotene catabolic process.
CGUAAUAGAGGAUGACAUGAUUUAAUAACGCCGCAGGAUGCCGAGCUGCACCACACCACUCACGUCUGACUGGCACUCGAUCAUGUACCCGCUCAAUAAUGCAGGACUUGGGAAGGGUUUGGAGACCAUCGCUCCUCUGGUCCGCUCUGUCGAGGAGACCCCUGAUCCGAUCCCUGCCGACGUACAAGGGACCAUUCCCCACUGGAUCAAUGGCAGCCUGCUCCGAAACGGCCCGGCAAAGUUUGAGUUUGGAGACACGCACUACAACCACUGGUUUGACGGGAUGGCCAUGCUCCACAAGUUCAAGAUAGAGGAAGGCCAGGUGACGUACAUGAGUCGCUUCCUGCGCAGCGACGCCUACAAGAAAAAUAGCGAGCAGGACCGCAUCAUGGUGUCAGAAAUUGGUACUGCCAGCUUGUCCGACCCGUGUAAAAACAUCCUCCAGCGAUUCUUCUCUCGCUUUGAUAUGAUAAAGCCAACAGACAAUGGCAAUGUCAACAUUGUGAAAUAUAAGCGAGACUACUAUCUCAGCACAGAAACCAACUUGAUGCACAGAGUGAACCCAGAGAACCUCGAAACACUGGAACAGGUUGACUGGAGCACGUUUGUUGCCGUUAAUGCAGCAUCCGCCCACCCUCACUACGACCCUGAUGGUACCAGCUUCAAUAUAGGCAACUCCUAUGGAAGAAAAGGAGCCACGUACAACAUCAUUUGUGUACCUCCUGAGAAGUCAAACGCAGAAGACACCCUGCAAGGCGCCAAAAUUCUCUGUUCAAUCGAACCUGCAAACAAGCUGCAGCCCUCCUACUACCACAGCUUCGCAAUGUCGGAGAACUACGUGGUGUUCAUUGAACAGCCAAUUAAAAUAGACUUGAUGAAGCUACUCACAUGCAUAAUGAGGGGCAAGGCGCUCUGUGAGGCCAUCUACUGGGACCCCAAGAUGAAAACCUUCCUGCACCUCAUCCACAAGCGUACAGGCCAGGUCAGCCAAGUGAAGUACUACACCAAACCUUUCGCCAAUUUCCACCAGAUCAACGCCUUUGAAGAGGAUGGGUUCUUGAUGCUGGACCUGUGUUGCUUUGACGACAGCCGAGCGCUCGACAUCUACUUCCUUCAGAAUUUACGCAAGUCGGGCGAAGCGCUAGAUGAGGUCAGGAAACAUUCACUCAUUGCUCCUCUUAAUUCUUUGCACAUUACGUUGAUCUGUUUAUAUACACAGAAAGUAAAAAAGUACACAGGUGGUAUUCUUUCCAUUCAGGUGUACAACAGCAUGAGCAGAGCUCUCCCUCGUCGUUUUGUCUUACCCCUUCACGUGACCGAUGACACGCCGACUGACCAAAACUUGAAUACUCGUCCUUCCAGUUCAGCAACGUGCGUCAAAACCAGCAACGCUAAGGUGUUCUGCCAACACGAGGAUCUCCACGGCGAUGACCUCUACCAGUACGGUGGCCUGGAGUUGCCUCACAUCAACUACGAGCGAUACAACGCGAGGCCUUAUCGUUAUUUCUACGGUUGCGGCUUCAGACACCUGUUUGGAGACUCACUUCUCAAGAUGGACCUGAACGACAAGACGUUUAAGGUCUGGCACCAGAAGGGCCUCUUCCCAUCGCAGCCGGUGUUUGUGCCCUCACCGGACGCCGUGGAAGAAGACGACGGGGUCAUCCUCUCUGUGGUUAUCUCCCCUUCGCAGAAUGAGAGCACAUUCCUUCUGGUUUUGAAUGCCAAGACGUUUGAGGAGUUGGGAAGAGCCAAUGUGCCUGUCAACAUGCCCUACGACUUCCACGGUGUCUUCAACGCAUCUGCUUGAAUGUUACGUCUCCUCAAUAAUAACAUGAAUAAGCAUGCUACACUACUCCAAAAGCACAGUGACAUAUUACUUCUAUCAUGAUGGUACCGAACUGAUUUGCUGCUGUAUGCCUUGAUGAGAUACACUGCUUUGUUACCAACCUGAUGCAUAUGAAUACAAUUGAGUACCGGGUUUAUGUUGGAAUUGCCUGUGCGUAGCUUUUGUAUGAGCACAAAACUGCUGAACCUCACCCGGGAAACGCAGCACAAUCCACAUCACAUAAUCCACAUCAUUUGAAUGCUGCACUUUUUUUUUUUUUUUUGCUCUUUGUGUAUCUUUUGUAUAAAAUUUUGAAUGCA